Cladocopium goreaui is the source of this 15138-nucleotide messenger RNA. NCBI's taxonomy places the organism in Eukaryota, Dinophyceae, Suessiales, Symbiodiniaceae. The record is from the annotation of a GenBank genome assembly.
AUGCGCGGAAUCACAGCCUUCAACCGAGUGCAAGAGGACCGCAGUCAAGCACAAACUCACCUGCGCUUAUGUGACCUGAUUUUUAAGAUUCAGAUUUCCAAGGGAGACCACUGUCAUGUUGAAAAUCCGGGUCCCUCCAGCAUUUGGCAUCAGAAGGAAUUCGAAAGAAUAUGCCGUUGCACAAAGCCAGCAUUUUUCGAUCAGUGUGCGUUCCAGCUGAAACAUCCGGAGACUGGGGAGCUCAUGAAAAAGAACACCCGUGUACAGACUUCUUCCGAAAAAGUUUGGAAAGCACUGGACAGCCGUUUUUGCAAUAGGAAUCACGAGCAUGCCCAGAUAGCCGGAUCGUGUCAUUUCAGGGGUCAGCGCAUCCCCCUGUCUCAAUUUGCCUCGUUUUAUCCCACGGCACUUGCCAAGAGCAUAGCCAAAGCCGUAAUGAGCCCGAUGCCAGACCCACUUGAUUUGCCGUCUGCCGCAUUCGUUCAUGAUGGGUUUCCAGCAGUUGAAGUUGAGGAACCACCCAAAAAGAAAAGCCGGUUUCAGGUCCCAAGAGGUUUGAAACGCGAACAUCAAGAAGAAGAACCACCUAGACUAGGAGAUGACACCUGGAAUGAAAUCAUGAACAGCCUGCGCCAGAGCCUGCCCAAGUCAGGCGUGAAACAAUGGGAUGGCCCGCACCAAGAGCUCAUCAAGAAAAUCCAAAGCUUGUGUCCCGAGCACCAAAUCCAAGGAGUCAUGGCAUGUAAGGGGAGAGAAAAAUUUAUGACUCACCCGGAUAAUCUGUCCCAUAGAAGAACCAUAGUGACUAGCCGGGGUAAACAUGAAGUUCAUGACUUAGGUUGGGAAGACCUCCGAGAAAUGUCCAAGAACCAGCGCAAUCGGAAAGCAUUCCCAUCUCAUGUCAUGGUUUGUGUGUUCGGUCGACCAAUCGAAGCUGGAGCCAGUAAUUCAGAGCCUGCCAGGUCUGCACCAGAACCUCCCCGAGAAACGGAGGACACAAUUGAUGUUCCAAUGGACCAACAGGAUUCCAUGGAAAAGCCGUGUGACAACGUAGAUGUCCCAGCCAGCACAUGGACAUCCGCAGCAGCAACCAUCUCCGGACCAAAAUUCCUUGCUUUAGAACCGACCAAGCAAAGGGCUAUCCAGAAGUUACAUAAUAACUUAAGCCAUCCAACUGCAGAAAGACUGGCCAAGCACUUGGCAGAGCAAGGAGCUUCAACUGAGAUGAUUGAUGCAGCCAAAGAAUAUCUUUGUGCCUCAUGCGCCGAACGCAGACCUCCGUCGCUGAAUCCACCAGGUGUCCUGAAAGAAGCACGUGACUUUAACCAGCGAAUUUCUUUGGACGGUUUCGAGUGGAAAGGUCAGACUGGUUUUCAAGGGUGUGUUAUACACAUUAUCGAUGAAGCCACUCAGUUUCAUUUAGGACACCGAUCAUGCCGCGACACUGCAAGCACAUGGAAAGUCUUUUCCGAAAGCUGGCAAGCAUGGGCCGGAACGCCACAGGAAAUCAUGAUGGACUGUGGAGGAGAACUGGUUUCUGAUGAAAUGAAAAACCUUUUGCAACAGAAAGGAAUCAAGCCAAUCUUAACAGCCGGACCAUGGCAAAGAGGUAGGGUAGAACGUCAUGGGGGGGUCGUCAAAGAAAUGCUGUCCCGUAUUGACAACAGUAGCCCUAUCAAAAAUGAUCGAGAGUUCGACCAAGCACUGUCCCAAAGCUUCCGAGCCAAGAAUGCAAUGUCAUGUAUCAGUGGAUACAGCCCCGAACAAGCCGUUUUGGGACGCGCCACAAAGUUGCCAGCCUCGAUUUUAGGUGACCAAGAUGACACAGCCCAUCUACAAGCCACUGGCGACAGCCCAGAAGCUGAUCGUUUCCGAGCAGCUUUGGAACUCCGAACGUUAGCCAGAAAAGCCUUUGUUGAAAGUGACAAUUCCCAAGCCAUCAGAAGAGCCCUUCUGAAACAAUCUAGAGGAGUUCCAAUAGAAUGGCAAUGCGGCCAGCCAUGCAUGUUUUGGGAUCGUCGCAAGUCACCAAAUAUGUUGGAGAAAGGUAAAUGGUGUGGUCCAGCACAAGUUGUUCUCACAGAAUCCAAGACCAUUGUUUGGGUGACACACAUGAACCGUUUGCUUAGAUGUGCACGUGACAACCUCCGACCAGUCAGUUUGAGAGAGCUUCAGCACCAUCCAACUUUCAGCCAACAAGUCGAGCUCGCGCGUAUCCAACAAAUGUCAAGCCAAUUGCAGGCACGACUCCAUGAUCGAAGUGGCAUGUUCCAGUUCUCAGACAUGGGUGAAGACCCCAUUGUAAAUCCCGAAGAAAUCAGCCGUAGAGAACACACAGCCUUACAACCCGAAGAAGAACCAACCCGAAGAGCUUCCAAUAUAGAAGUCCCUGAAAUGUCAUUGGAAACUCCAGUUGAAACACCAAUACCCAAUGACAAUUUUGAAAGCGACCAUGCCGGAUCUUCAUAUGAACCUUCACUUGCACCUUCAAACCCAGCGGAAGGGGGAGAAAACAUGGGAGAAAACUCACAUGUAUCAUUUGGGGAAGCAUCCUCUGUAGGGGAGAGCCAGGGGGAAAAUAGUGUAGCUCAUCAUGUAGCCACUACCGAUAACGUAGUCCACGAUGCCUGCAUAGUGGAAUCUGUUCCUGAUGGCCCUGUCUUACAAGGUGACGAAGAUACACUUUGGACAGAUGCCAUUGACCAAUCGCUGGACCAUUGCAGUUUUGAAUUCGAGAUGCCCUGGCAGCUGAUGGAAAAAGUAUCACAUCAGCCCAAAACCCACGCCGUGCUUUUGACAACUGCGGCCAAAAAGUCCCGAGCCGAAGUGAGGUAUUCCACGCUUAGCUCCGAAGAGAAGCAACUCUUCGACCGAGCUAAGGACAAAGAGCUCCGUUGCUGGCUUGAAACAAGCACCGUAAAAAGGAUCCUGAGGAAUCGCAUUCACCCUGAUAGAAUCAUGACCUCGAGGUGGAUCCUCACAUAUAAGUCAGACCCAACUUCACCAAGUGGGCAUAAACACAAAGCCCGCCUUGUUGUUAGGGGUUAUCAAGAUCCGGAAAUUGAUCAAGUAAACACCGACAGUCCAACACUUGGAAGAGAUGCCCGACAACUCCUUUUUCAAACAGUGUGUUCCUCAGGUUGGGAUAUCCAAAGCUUUGACAUCACGACCGCAUUCCUCAGGGGAAGAGCUGAUGGUAGAGAACUAGCCAUGGAACCAGUAAGUGAGUUACGGGACCUCCUGAAAAUGGGCAAAGAUGAAGUAUGUUUGCUGGAAGGAAAUGCGCACGGAAGGGUUGAUGCACCACUCCUCUUCUAUCGUGAACUUCGCAAGCAGCUGGAAAAAGUUCAGGACUUGCGUGCCCUGUGCGGCAGCCUCCAGUACGCUGCUGUGCACAGCCGUCCGGAUCUGGCAGCAAAGGUGUCGUUUUUACAGAAAAGCAUCCCUCAGGCCAAAGUUCAGCAUCUUUUAGAUGGUAACAAAGUUCUGUUGGAAGCGAAAGAGACGGCACCAACUGCUAUCCAGAUACGUCCGCUGUCUCUGGAAGAUACAACCUUUGCAAGUUUUGGUGACGCCAGUUUUGCAUCCGCUUCUCAGCUCCGAGCACAACAGGGGUUGUUUAUAGUUGCAUGCAGUAAAGCACUGAGUGAAAACAAAACGUCUGACAUCAGUCCUGUUGCAUGGAACUCCAAGCAAAUUGGCCGGGUAGUCAGGUCAACGCUGAGCGCUGAGGCGUAUGCAAUGAGUUCAUCCCUGGAUAAGCUGACAUGGAUCCGAUGUAUGUGGGCCUUCAUCCACAAUCCAAGCUUUAAAUGGCAGUACCCAGAAAAGUCCCUACAAGAUGAACCAAAGGCACUGUUGAUCACUGACUGCAAGUCCCUUUUUGAUUUAGUAUCCAAGUUGGCAACUCCUAACUGCCAAGAAUGGAGAACAACUGUGGAAGUCAUGCUGAUCAAACAACAGUCAGAGGGUCAUACACAAUGCCGAUGGAUUUCGACAGCCAUCAUGUUGGCAGACUGCCUUACGAAGCCGAUGGAUGCCAGCUUUUUACGAACUGUUUUGCAUUUGGGUCGUUUUCGUAUUUUCGAUGAAGAUCAGACACUCAAAAACAAUACCCAUAAGAAGAUGGCAUCAAGAUGGAUGACCAAGCAAGAUGAAGGCACAUCCAAAAAAGAAAAGACACCAGUGUACCAGCAUGGAGACCUCGCCGUUCGACCGGGCCAAUGGCUCAAGUUCCGCAAGUUUGCCACCGUCCUGACUGCGUUUGACUUUUACAUGGUCUUUUUGCUCCUCUUCGUCUUUGUGAUCUUGCUUGUCUCGGAGAGUGCGCUCCCCCUGAGGACUCUGACUGCUGACGGCGACUGCAACGCAUCGCCGGCAACAGCGGCGGAGAAGAGCGGCCGCCCGGAGGGCCUGGUUUUUGCAUCGAAAGGGAAUCCUUCUGCUUACACCAGCCAGGAGAAGACACAUCGCACGAGUUCUUGGAGGACAUCAUUCGAAGGAUAUUCAUUUCCUUCGCAGAAUUACAUCAACAAUGGCGUCAUCAGAUCGAGCACCGUGGAAGUGCAGAAUUUGCAGACAGCUGAGGAAGCAUACAGCCUUGUACUGCACCAACUGCCAGCAACCAUGGCAAAACGUGAUCGACCAGUCCUACGUGCAUGGCUCGAAGCAGACAUCGCAACAGGACCAAGGUCAGCAUUACAGUUCACCAUGGCAACAGCAGCAAGAUUGGCAAGCUCAUUGGAACUCUUCGAACUCCAGAGGACGUACGCCCUCGCCGAGACAGCGACAGAGACCAAGGAGCGCGAAGAAGACUCCGAAACAGGAAGCAUGCCUCCGCUACCGCCACCGCCGCCACAAAACAUGGCGAAGAUGCCGGCACCCAUGCCGGGACCUGCACCCAACAUGAGUGGGAACUUCGUAUCAUCAAUGCCCACGAUGCCUGCACCAGCGAUGCCGAAGAUGACCGUGACUUCGGUGCCAUCCAGCAAUGCUGCAGAUGCAGAAGUAAGAGGAUUGAUGUCCAUGAUGAGAGGACGACAAGCGGAAUUGCCGGAGGACAUGCAGCAGAAGGUUCAGAAGGUCCUCACCAAGUUCGGCCAGCAGACGUCGACAGACCUCCAUGCUGCGGUGACGGCGUUGGAUACGGCCAGGCAGAACUACGACGAUGCGGUUCUUGCACGCAGCCAACAUCAUGCAAUGUGGAAGAAGUUUCUAUCGGACGCGGUCCAACUAUGGAGGACAUAUGCCGCUCAAUUCAUGGAGCAGGAACAGAAACUGCAGGAGCAAGUGAUCACUCACAAAGAAUCACUGCUGACAGCCAAGAAGGACUUGGAGACCUGCAAGCAAGCCAAAUUGGGUUCUGGCGAUGUUCAACAGAUCAACUCGGACGACGAGACCGAGGAUCCAGAAACAGCAGCAGCACUACAAGCCUCUGUCAAGAUCACAGAGACGAUGGAAGGCUUGGCGACCUCCCUUCAAUCUCUACAUCAAGAAGCAGAAGCCAUGAUCGCAGAGGAGAACCAUGCUGCCAAAAGACAGCGCACCAUGCAACCCAAGGAGUACAACUUCAUCAAUGAGUUCGCCGCCAUUGAGAAUGCGCGUUCCCUUGCAUUCGAAUUGGGGACCUAUGAUGGAAUCUCCAGAGACACAAAAUCAGCUACACUCACACACAUGGCUCCUUCACCUCGUCGAAGCUUGGGUUUUGCUUCGGACGUUGAUGUUCUGAUGGGCCUGGCUGAUGAGUUAACCAUGUACAAGAUCACCGUUCCCGAUGUAUGUCUUGGCAAUGGUACAAUGCCUUGGAGUGCGGGUUUACUUCGAGGAGGAGAAUUUUCCAACAUCAGUUUUGACUUCAAUGCAGAUCAAUGGAAGUGUCCUGCUGAUCACAGCCUCAUUGACCACGCCAAUGGAGAGGAUACUGUUCCCCCAGUUGAGGCAGCCACCAUGUUCCCGAGCGUUGGCGCUGCUGACACCACUGAUGCCACCCCUGGACCAGGUCACCAUGGAACUCCUCGAGGAGACGUCCAGAUGCCGUCUUGGGGACAGAAUAUACUACAACUGCUGGAAGAGGAAGGAGAAGUGAGUGAUGAAGAAGAAGGUCCGGUCAUCAUGGUCAGUUCCUUCUACAUUGACCACGAGACGCACAGGUUUCAUGAUGAGCCUAGAAUCCUGCGCUUUGACCAGGAAUACCAAGAAUGGGAGGCUGAUGUGCGUUUCAUAUGGGAAGACAUGGUGGACAACCAAGCGUCAUUGGACAUUGUCAUUGUACGUCCUGAACCACCACACAUCCCAUUCCGAGGAACGGUAGCUACCGUCAUUGUGCACCAACAUUACAGAGCAGACAGGGCUGCGUGCCUCAUCACUGCAGUGCACAUCAUGGACCCAGUGACCACCUUCCGACAUUCUGCUCACUCGACUGAUCUCCUACUUCCUCCUGCACGAGUCCGACAUUUGGCGGGUGUGGAACAAAUCUGCCUUCAGCGUGAGCAACAAGGAAUCGAUCGCUGCACAGUCCACAUUGGUCAUCAACUACAACCUGAUGAUCAAGACAUCGCCACUUUUCAUGGACUGAGUGUACACAUCCGCAUCCCCUCUUCUCUUUCCAUUGAAGAGGCGGAACAAAAUCUCUGCCGUCGAGUACAACAACAACGACACCACAGACAAGGAGACAGCUGGGACCCUCCUGAAGUUCCAGAAGGACCGCCAGAAGCAGACCAUCCGCGACCUGAUCCUACGGGAGCAAAUGGACAACCUCAGGAUCCUGAAGACGCCAUUUCCUUCAUGGGAAGAAGACCACAUCGGCCUGCCCGACGGCAACCGAUUGAGGUAUCAUCUACGUCAAAUUCGCCUGAGACGGUGUCCUCAACUGAACGUGGAUUGGACUGGAGACAAACGGUCAUCUUCACCAUGGAUGGGUUGUCCACGUCAGCUCAACUUCCAUGGAGUGAUCCGGAUGCACUUUUUGGUCAAAUUGCAGCUGCUCUGAACUUCGGCAGAAGAAACAUCUUGCGAGUUGUCGCAGUACCACACAGACCUUUGGACUAUGAGCCAGUCCACCUACAUUGUAUGUUGCUCCAGCGGUCCACCGAGUUUCGACCAUCUCCAUAUGUUCGUCUCGUUUUGGUAGACAGAGAACUACAUGUAGAGCAGAAUGUACAGACUUCGCCCUUCCGCAGAUUCCCAACAUGGAUUUCCCACAUUCUCACAAGAGCUGGCCUCCUGAAUGAACUCGGCCUGAGAGAACUAUGUGAUGCCCAAGAUCAACCAUGCCAUGUUUGGAGAAACAAUGUACUCAUUGAGGAGCAAGCCACGGAGAACUUGUACAUGGCAGAUGGAGACUAUAUCAGGAUCUUUGUGGGCGAAUUGCCAAACUCUGAGACAUGCAUGUCAGAUCUUGACUUGGGACACAACGAGAGUGCGGAGGAAGCGCUGAUCACAAAUGAUACUGAGGAAGUCAACCUUUUCCAAAAAGCGAUGCGACACCUCAAGCAGGACUGUGCCAACCUGCUGUACAACCUGGAACCAGCCACAUGCAAAGUUGCACCUGACCACGUUACGACGGGCAGACCUAUUGGACUUCCAGGAUCAACACAACAAGACCAACGCCCUGCUGCACCGACACAGGAUUUCUAUCAAGGUGAUCUUCAACGACUGAGGAACUGGUUUGACAGAGAUGCACUCAUUGAAUGCAGUGAUGAAGGCGAAAUUGCCUACAUUGACACAUGGUACAUCCAUCACCAACGACAAACCAUUUGUCGCGGAGCACGACCCAUCAGACUUGGAGCCGAUCCCACCAGGUGGAGGACUGACAUUCUGGAACUAUGGCAAGAUAUCAUUGACCCCAACUUGGCCACGACCAUACAUUUGGUGCAACCGCCCCCGCCGUGUGCCAUGACAGAGUGUGUUCUUGCCCAUUUGAUUCUAGAACAAUCUACAAGACCUCAACAUGGUGUUGGACUUAUCACCAUCCACGUCCGCGACCGACAUGGAGAUUCCACGCGGCAUGGGGCCUACUCACUUCCCAACAUCAUGACAGAGCGCAAUGUGCUGCACCUGGCCGAGAUGUUCAUCUACUGCCAAGCCAGACUAUGUGCUGUCAGACUCGGAGCCCUGCCCUUUGGUCUCGCUGAUUGGGUAGAAAUACCCCGGGCCGCCAGCUUGGUCAUCCACAUCCGACCUCUCAUCUUGCCGCAGGAUGACGAUGACCAUAUGGAGCUCAUGCAACGCUCCCGUACCAGAUGGAGACGUGACUAUACGCAGUGGGAAGCUCAAAUCCGCCAGACGUGGCAGGAUAUGUUGAAUCCAGCAAUGCCAUCGAUCAUUCAGGUCGUGACUCCCACUCCCAUUAACACACAUCGCGAGACGGCAGCUCAUGUGCUCCUGGUACAGCGACCGCAUGAAGUCUUUGCCACCGUUCUGACGACAGUGGUCGAUCUCAGUCAUGCAAGACGUGCUGUUACAAUGCAACUUGCAAUCACCACCCAUGAACAUAUGUAUGUUCAGAACUUGCUGAUGGCAUUGGGACUGGCCGGACGAUGCCUUGCGACAGGGGCCGCGAUGACAUGCCAGACUUGGUAUGAUCGAUUCCUCAUCCAGCCGGGAACGGUCUUUCCUGCUCGCAAUGGACAAGGACUUCUGAUCCAAAUGCACAGGAGACCUACCUAUCAAGACAUGCGCGACGGCACCAACCUUCUUCAAACAAAAGUGCAAAUCAUCCAUCGUGAGCGCCAAACACAUGGGCAGGUAGCUCACACCCAUGGGCCACGAUCGGAGACACCAACUUGCACACCCUCCAUUUUGGAAGAGGACAUGGAACCUCCUUGCCCUGCCACAGGCAUUAUCUACAUCCACUGGCCACCGACCUACAGAUCUUCCACCCAAAUCCCGCACUUUGUGGAGGUUGAAGUUCCAGGCACACCUGAACAAGUUCGUCAAGAACUUCACAGCAUGGGAUAUGAAGGUGAAGCUUUCUCAUGUGGCCAGCAUGACGCCGUGUACUUUCAUCCUUGUAUCUUUCAUCAUGAAGUGAUGCACAUCUAUUGUAACCAGGACACGACCACUAAGAAUGGCAUUCAUGUGCAACGUGGAAUUCCUGCGGAAGAUGACAUCACUCACAUGAAGAUACUAUAUCGGAAGGGUUUUCACAAAGCAGUGAUUACGCACCGGGAACACGUCAAUGACUAUGUCACGAUUUUGCAUUUCUGCAACGUGGAGCCCAAGCAUGAAGAGGACCACAAACCACUGAGGUUGCCCACACCCUGGCCCUCACCACAGCCACUGCAAAUCAACAUGACCAAACCUUUCUUUGAUAAAGGUUUUGAUCGCUCACGACCAGCGCAUGUCAUUGAGGUAGACUGUCAGGAGCUUCAAGCCUUUUUCAAUGCGCCACCUCUGCAGUUGAUUACAGACAUCACUCCAUAUGAGGUGCCAGACUUUAUACAAGAGGCCAUCGCGCAAUGUCGACCGCUCUCUCGACAUGACAGAUUGAUCAUUUAUGCGGAUGGAUCCUCUCAGAGCAAGAAAAGACAUUGCUCGCCUCUAUGGACUGACCUGCAUGAAGUGAGCGACUCUUGGUGCUUUGCCGUUUUUGCGGAACAGUACCCUGACCAAGAUGACAAUUCUGGACGAAACCUGGAGUUCAUUGGCCUGACUUGUCAACAGAUCCUAUAUGAACCAGAUCGUCCUCAUCAUGUGGGUACAGAUCACAUCGGCUCCGAUGCAGCAGAAACCGAGGCGCUGUUGUGGAGCGCUCUUUGGCGGCUUGCACAGAACCACAGGCUCCCGACUAUCUUUGUGACUGACUCUCUUCUGGUGGGUGGACAAGCCUCUGGGACUCUUGGAACCAGUUCACCGAGUACUCCCUUUUGUCAUCUUCGAGCUGCUUUUCAGGCGCUAGAAGCAAUCUUACCUGGAGAUCAUCUGCGAGUUUCACAUACACGCAGUCAUGCAGGGGAGCCCUACAAUGAGUUGGUAGAUCAUUUUGCCAAGCUUGAAGGACGAGACAGUCAGUACCUUCCACGGCAGCAGAUCAACAUGCCCACCUUUGGGCGCAUCUUGCGUGUACUUUGGAUGAUCCUGGCACAGGACGGAGAUUUGCCCAGAUCUUGUGACGGAGGGCUUGCGAUUCCGCCGCCACAGCUCCCAGAGGAUGCAUCUCACACCGUCCCAACUCCAGAGCAACACACAGUGCACACAGAUGUGGUUUUGAGUUUUGCAACGGCAAAUGUCCGCACCUUCUACAAGGGUGCUGAUGGCACACCUGGCAAGCUGCAUUAUGUGCGAGAACAAUUCAAACACCUCCACCUCCAUUUUCUUGGAUUGCAAGAGACUCGCACAACAACCUGCUCGACGACCACAGCAUCAGUUCUUCGACUGGCCAGUGGCGACCAUCAUGGACACCAAGGAGUGGAACUGUGGGUGAACCUCAAUCAGCCAUAUGGUUGGCAAAGUGGUCGACCCCUUUACUUCACCAAGAAAGACAUUGUGGUCACCUUCGCCAGCCCAAGAUGUAUGCUUGCACGUGUUCGCAAGCUACACUUGGACUUCAUGAUUGCUGUCAUCUAUGCUCCGCAAAGCGGUAUUCCACAUUCAGAACGUGCUGAUUGGUGGAAUGACACAAUGAUCAGCAUUCAGGACGCUGUUCAAGACAAAGAUUUAGUCCUCCUCAUCGAUGCAAAUGCGGCGUCUGGGGAACAGGAUGCUCGACAUGUCUUCCAGCAAGAUGACAAGCAUACCAGUGGCACAGGAUUCCUACGGGAACUACUGGAGACGCAUUGCCUUUGUCUCCCAGCUACCAGUGAUCGCCACCAAGGGGACCAACAAACAUGGCUAUGUCCGGCAACCCAACAAGGACAUCGCAUCGAUUAUGUGGCCAUCCCUAUUUCAUGGUUUUCUUCGUGUACCACUUCCAGAACGAUUCCGGAACUGGAUUUGGGCAACAUUGGGGAUCAUACCGCUGUCGGACUGGAAGUGCAGUGGUUUCAAUUCUCCUCGCAUAGCACAUCAAAUGGACACAACGCCAGAAGCUAUGACCGCACUGCCAUUGCUCACAGCACACUGGGACAACAACUCUGCGGCUAUGUGCCUUUGGAUUGGGAUGCGGACAUUGCAACACAGGUUGAUCAUUGCAAUCAACAUCUUGUCCAGACAUUACAAAGCCAUUGCCCCAAACGCAAAACUGGCCCCAAAAAGCCCUUCAUCACAGAGGAGAUGUGGGCGCUUCGGGCUCAGAAACUUCAAGCAGGUCGUCGUCUUCGUCAACUUCGUCGCAUGCAGGCCAGAGAAUCGCUUGCGAGAGCAUUUGCCUGUUGGAACCAACCGGAGAUUGAUGUCCCUGGAGAGACCUUUGCUAUCUCCUUACAAUGUGCACUUCUCAAACAUGGAGUUCAAUUUCAGCGUUCCAACUUUGCCCUUAGAAGAAAGCUGCGUGAAGCACGAGGACAAGCCCUUCGAGAUGCAGUCUCGACCUUGCCACCGGAGUGCCACGCCAGUGCUAUCCUUCAAGCCCUCAAGCCAUUGAUUGGACCCACAAACAUGCGACACCGGCGAGAGAUGCCAUUACCCAUGGUCAACGAUGAGGAUGGUCGUCCAUGUCGUACCCCACAGGAAUUGACCGAUCGAUGGGCCAACUUUUUCGGAGCCAUGGAAGGGGGAACCAGGAUGGAUGAGAGGCAGCUGAGAAACCUCUGGAAGCAGAAUCUACAGGAGUGCAUUCCUGAUGGGCUCCGCCUCCAGCCAGAGGAUAUUCCAACGCUGACAGAUCUUGAACGAGCUUUUCGACGAGUUCGACCAGGUAAAGCUAUUGGUGCUGAUGACAUCCCACCAGAGCUAUGUCACUGCCAACCUGUGACCAUGGCGAGACUCACAUAUACGCAGAUGCUGAAACUCCUGGCGCAUGGCCAAGAAGCGCUACUCCACAAAGGAGGCCUCCUUGUGUCAGCGUGGAAGCGCAAAGGAGCACAACAAGAAUGCAGCUCAUAUCGUUCUUUGUUGAUCAGCUCACACGUGGGGAAGACUCUACAUCGAGUGAUUCGCGAGCAACAAUCCAGUUUGUAUGAAUGCUUCUUACAGAGAAGUCAGAUUGGAGGUCGAAAGCGAGUGCCUGUAGGACUUGGUGUCCAUCACGUCAGAGCGACGUUGAGACGGGCAAAACAGCAACGUGCAUCGUCAGGACUCAUUUUCCUGGACUUGCAGGAAGCCUUUUAUCGCGUCAUCCGCCCUCUGGCGGUAGGUGGUACCCUUCCAGACGCGGUUUUGGGACAAAUUGCUGCUCGCUUGAACCUUGACGAUCAAAUUCUUCACGACCUUCAUGACCUCUUGCAGAGUCCAUCUGCUACGGAACUUGCUGGUCUACCCCAACAUCUUCAAGUUGCUCUUCGGGCCUUGCAUACUGAUACGCACUUUUGGGUUGCUGGCCAGACAGACUAUGUGCGCACGGCAGUUGGCACUCGACCCGGCGACCCAUUCGCCGAUGUGGUGUUUGGGUACAUGUUUUCUCGAAUCCUCAAAUCGGUUGAGGCUCAAAUGACACACGCCGACCUGAUUGAACAUUUCGAGGAUGCCGAGACCAAUGGCCUUUUUCCAAGUGCCAGGACACCGACAAGGCCUAUGCCCUUUUUAGGGCCAACUUGGAUGGAUGACUUGUGCGUCACAGUUUCCGCUCCAACAGCCCAGGCUAUUGAGACCAAGACUGGUGUUGCAUGUGGAAUUCUUCUGGAUGCUUGUCAACGCCAUGGGGUCACACCGAACCUUCAACGAGGGAAAAGUGAGAUCUUAUUUGCCUUCAGAGGCAAAGGCUCCAGACCACUCCGCAACAAAUACUUUGGUCCAUCCACUGCCGGCAAGAUGACUAUUCUGACUGAAGGAGGCAGCAGAGAGAUUGUCGUUGUCGGGCACUAUCAACAUCUAGGUGGACUCAUUCAUCAUAGUGGAGAGACGCGCUACGAGAUGAGAAGGAAAGUUGCCCAAGGUCACCAGACCUUCGCGCAACAUCGGAAGACUCUCUUCCAAAAUGGUCACCUUCCAUUGCGGAAGCGCAGCGAGUUAUUUCAGACGUUGGUGGCCAGCAAGGUUACGUAUGGGACCGAGUCAUGGACGCUCAUGGACAAGGUCAACAAGCAGUAUUUUCACAGUGCCUAUAUGCGCCUUUAUCGCCGCCUGAUGAACCUGCCUCAUGACAAGCCCAUGUCCGACGAGGAAGUCUCAGUCAUUCUUGGCCUGCCACAACCGACCACAGUGCUACGAGUAGCCAGACUUCGCUAUCUUGCUCUCCUCUACAAGUGCGAACAUGUCACACCAUGGGCUGUACUGCGAGCCGACUCGCAAUGGAUGGCUUUGCUUUGUGAUGACCUACAGUGGCUUUGGGACCUUGUUUGCUCGACCACGACGCUCCCGGCGCCACGUGAUCAUUUUGGUCCAUGGGAAAACGUGCUCCGCUACCAUCGAACCUAUUGGAAACGACUUCUUCAACGAGCAGUGCAGCUUGAACUUUUGCAUUCAGAAGAUCGUUUAUUGCUUCUACGCUUGCACCGAGAUGCUUUUGGAUUCUUGGCAGACAAGGGACCGCUGGCCUAUCGACUGCAGCUCUACCAACCAGCCCCUACGCAAGACCAUCAGAUCUUUGGAUGCAUGCUCUGUAGCAAGAGAUUCAAGAGUCAUGGAGGAGAAGGUGCACAUCUCUGUCGAGCACAUGGCAUCGUGGCACCAGUCCGACGCCUUAUGAUGGAACGACAUGUCCAUCAUGCUUGCGGGAGUACCACACCUUUGCUAAACUUCAACAACAUUUGCGAUGCACUGCGCAAUGUCGACAUCUUCUUCAAGGACAACGUCAACAUGCGGUACCUGCGCCAGGCAAGGGUUCUCUUGCCAAUGAGCGACUCCAUAGAGCGCACGAUGGACUUGUGCCCACUUUGCAAGCACAAGGACCAACCAGAACGAGACCUCUUUUGCGAACUUUAUGGGCGCAUCCAGACCCACCCUGUGAGUUGGACGAUGACCAAACGGACAUUACACUACAUUGCAGAGUCCCUCACGCUCGAAGAUGCAAACUUGGCCCACCUUGGCCUUAUGGAGUGGAGACAGCUGCUCUAUCGCCUUGCGGACUUCCGUCAGUGGAGUUUCCUUGCAGAGGAUCUCUGCGAACGGUCAACGGACCAAGAUCUUGCGCUACCGCAUUAUGAAGACUGGUGCAGAGAACUACAAGCUCAUGAUCCCCCACGCUUCGUCGAGCCGACGGUUCCUCGCGUCCAUUUUCAAGAACGUGUGGUGGUGCAUGCCUACUCAGGCCGCAGGCGCUACGGGGACUUCCAGUGGUACCUCGACGCCACCGCGGAGAGAACUGGCAUUGAGAUGCUCUUUGUGGUAUCACUUGACUUGGUGAUUGACCAGCAAUGGGGUGAUAUCGGCAGACCUGAGUCGUACCAAUUUUGGACGAAUGCCAUUCGCAGUGGCUACGUCCUUGGGAUGCUUGGAGGUCCCCCCUGUUGCACGUGGUCCGCAUCGAGGGGCAAAGUGGACAUGACCAUGCAACGACAGGGCAAGACUGGGCCCCGACCCAUUCGAUCUGCGGAGGAUCUAUGGGGAUUCUGGUCACUCUCACUCAGAGAGAAGCGCCAGAUCAUGGAUGGUCACAAGCUCUUGGCGUUCAGCAUUAUCUGCAUGAUCCUCCUUGACGAGGUUGACGGCAGUGGCAUUUUGGAGCAUCCUGCUGAACCUUCCGACCCAGGUAGCCCAAGCAUAUGGAAGCUUCCUCUCAUCCAGCUUCUCCUGACUCUGCCGGGCUUCGAGAAGGUAACAUUUGCUCAGGGACUCCUUGGUGCUGACAGUGCCAAAAGCACGACGCUGUUGACACUCAACCUGCCGUCCUUGCCUCUUCAUCUUCAAGCGAAUGCAAUCAGUGCAGAGCUUCCCAAAGGUCGAUCAAUUGGACUUGACCAAGAGGGUCAUUUCCGUACCGCGGUACUCAAGGAGUAUCCGCCGGCGCUGUGCAGUGCAUUUGCUGCCAGUUUUGCCACGUUUUUAGCAUCAAUGCCGAUGCCAAGCAGCCAGCAUCACAUUCCCGCAGAUGUAAAGGAUACAAUCUUGGCCAUGGUUUGCACAGAAUUCACAGAAACCAUUGGACCAGACUGUGUGAAGUGA